This is a messenger RNA of Chrysochloris asiatica (Cape golden mole), 1257 nucleotides long. RefSeq names its product coiled-coil glutamate-rich protein 1 (gene CCER1). Lineage: Eukaryota; Metazoa; Chordata; Mammalia; Afrosoricida; Chrysochloridae. The transcript is spliced from 2 exons. The record is from RefSeq and is a predicted model, not a curated record. Bases 1 to 1257 code for a protein of 418 amino acids.
AUGGCCCAGACUCUCCAGGAUCCUCUUAACCUGGGCGGCGGCUGGGCAUCCUCGGCGCCUGUACACAGCUGGUCCUCAAACCACCGAAGGCGCAGGGGCGCUCCAACUUACAAGCGGCGGUACCGUUAUGGCCCCAAGGCUGAAGAUGAGCCUCCGAGGAAACAGCCGAAGCAACAGCACGGCCCACGUCCUUGGUACCAACCACCCCGAAGGCCUUAUUGGGCUGUGUACUCCAACUGGAGGCGCUGGAGAGGUCCCUGGUACCCACCCCCGGCGGGAUUCUGGAAGGUACCUCGCAGAGUGCAAUUGAUCUGGGUGUAUGGACUUCACCCGCUUUGCCUUUGCUGCUGCUCCUGUUGGCAUGGAUCCUGGAACCCCGGCUGCACAAGGCCCCAUGGAAGAAAGAGGCGAUGGGGCCGAAGGGGCCGCGGUCUGCGACGCCGCCCUCGCCGCUCCUCCCAAAGAAGCCCAUCUGGAGAUUUGAGCAUGCUGUUGCGGCCAGGCAACUUGUAUGGAUGGCGAGCUCCUGGCAUGCGUGCACCGCGAAACACCACCCAGUUCAUUAUGAACCAGAACUAUGAGGACAUGCGGCAACAGGAGAAGCUGGAGCGGCAGCAGGAGGCGCUGCGGGCCCAGCAAGUUCAGGCCAGCGACCCGACCUCUCCAAUGGCUGCUUCUGGAGAAGAUUCACCACCUAGCGGGUACGAGGAAGAUGCUGAACUUCAGGGAAUUUUCUAUGGCUUGGUGCAAAAUCCUGCUCUAGUCUUCAGUCCUGCCUCCAAGGAAGAAAGUCUGUUUCCCAACCCUCAACAGGUGGAGGAAGACGAGAAAAACGGUGAUGAGGUCGAGGAGUGUGAGGAGGAAGUUUGUGAGGAGGAAGUGUGUGAUGACAAUGGGUUCGAACAAGAGGAUGAAGAGGCAGAGAGUGAGGAUGGUGAAUAUGAAGAUGACGAUGGAGAAAAUGAAGAGGAUGAGGCCUGGGAUAGAGAGGAAGAGGAGGCCGAGGAUGGAGAGGAAGAAGAAGAGGAAGAAGAGGAGAAGGAAGAAUUUGAAGAGGAGGAUAUAGAAGAGGAAGAAGAGGAGAUGGAUGAUCAGAGAGUAGAAGAGAACCAUUUGCCUUUGAAAAUGCCUUUGUCAAUCCUAGUAGGAUCUAAAGAAGAAAACAAGAACUUUAUGAGCUGUAAUUAUUUCAGCCCGAAGAAGAUACAUUCCAAAGUGGCACAGGAAACGCUCCUCGUGGUGCAGGACAUUAAUUGA